Funneliformis geosporum is the source of this 2379-nucleotide messenger RNA. The record is from the annotation of a GenBank genome assembly. NCBI's taxonomy places the organism in Eukaryota, Fungi, Glomeromycota, Glomeromycetes, Glomerales, Glomeraceae.
AUGGCUCGCACUUGUAACGUAUUUCGAUGGAUUUGUAAGGCUGGAGAUGCUACUAUAUGCCGACGGCCAAAACUAGACGAUGAUAAUAAUAGUAUAAUAUUUACAAAUACAUCAGAUACAGAAUAUACACAUACAACGAGAUGCAAGCAUAAACCCUCCAACACACGCGAAACAAGUGAAAGGGAAAUAUGGAGAAAUAAAGUGGGAGGUGACUUUACUCCAACCGGUUCAUUAAAAGAUAGAGGGAAGAAAAAACAUAAAAGCCUUCCAGUACCGUCAUGGAGAAACUCUCUUAAUGCAGGUGGAAGUUCAAAGAAGCUUGGUCUCGUCGUUGAUACACGUCGAUUUUGUAUGGUAGAUCCAUUCAAUUCGACUAUAAAUCGAAAGAGUUUUGUAUUUGACACUUCGUGGAACAUUACUGCUUAUUUUACUUCAACUGAUAACAACAAUAGUAACGCCAACAUUGCAGUUGAUAAUAAUAGUGAUAAAAAAAGUUUUUUAGAUUAUCUGGGUGAAGAAAGUCCUGCUACUAUACUGAUUGCUAAAAAGGAAAAUUUGGCGAGAAAUAGUAGAUUUAGUAUGCAACCGGUUCGUCGUAAUAAUAGUAACAGACGUUCCAUAGCAAAAGAUAUAAGGGAAGUUCGAACAUUUCGGUGGGAAAAAAAUCGGCAUUACGAUCGUGAAAAGACUAGCUCUCAAUUAUAUGAACUUUAUGAGAGGUACAAUGAUUCUCUUUUGUUAGAUCUUGAGAACAAACCAUUACCACCGGUACCCAAGGAAUAUGCUGAUGAUAAUAUGACAACAGACAAUUUUCAAAAUGAUGAUGAUGAUUAUAACUUUCGUCAAAGCAUCAUUGAAGACUCAGAAUUACGAUCAAUAAUAGACACUUUAUCUUUCAUAUCAGAAUAUCAUAGUACAAUAGAAGCUCCUGAUGAUGUUUUUGAUGAUAAUUCAACGUCUUACACUCCGACGAGCACGGCUCGUGAAUCAUUUUCUGAAUUAUUAAUUAAUGAAGAUACUAUGCCAAAUCCAUUCGAAGAUGUAUCUGGUGUGCCAGUUUCCAUUCCGUCUACAUAUUCGGCAAGAUAUUCAAUGAAUUCGGUGAAAACGUUACCUGUUGAGGUGCAAAUGUGUUUAUCUUGUAAAAGAAAGACGACGGAUAGUGGUUAUAGCAUCCAGUGGUGUAAAGCGUGUGAAAUGAAAAGGUUCGAACAACAAUUUGAAUCUUGGUCGAGUGGAAAUGAUGAUAUUGAUUGUUUCAUCUUGGAAAGUCAAUUAAAUUCAUCAAGUUAUUUUGAUUAUUUGGAAUGGAUAUCUUUUGAUAGAUUACAAGAUAUUGAAUUAGCUGAUGCUGGUGAUUACGGUCGUGUAUUUCAAGCUAUUUGGAAAGAUGGCCCUCGUGAGAGAUGGGACAUGAAGAACAGUCAAUACGUUCGAUGUGGUGAAUGUCUUGUCGCGUUGAAAUGUUUUGAGGAUUCUCAAACCUUCUCCUCAGACUUCUUUGAUCAGUUGUCUAAAUAUAUUCAAUGUGAAAGUAACAGCGGUCAGAAUAUAAUACGUUGCUACGGGAUAACACAGGAUCCAAAAUCGAAAGAAUACAUGCUAGUAUUACAAUAUGCAAAAGAUGGGAAUAUUUCCAAUUAUUUGAAACGAAACCUUGUUGAAAUAACAUGGCAAAAACGAUUGGAAAUUUUAUACUCUUUCGCUAAAGGUCUCAAUAGUAUUCAUGAUAAGAAUUUAAUACACGGGAAUUUACAUAGUGGGAAUGUGCUAAUAAGUGAUUCUUUAACCCUUAUAAGUGAUCUUGUAAUGUCAAGUCGUCCAACGUCUAAUGAUAAUGGAUCAUAUGGAUCGUAUGGAAUUUUACCUUUUAUUGCACCAGAAUUAUUAAGGAACAAACCAUAUACUAUGGCUGCUGAUGUUUAUAGUUUUGGUACGAUCAUGUGGGAGAUAAUAACUGGAAAAAAACCGUUCGCUGAUCGUGCACAUGAUGAGAAAUUGGCGACGGAAAUUUGUAAACAAGGAUUACGACCAGAAAUUCCUGCAGAUAUUCCAAGACGUCUUGUCGGACUUUUAAAACGAUGUUGGGAUUCGAAUCCAUUUGUGCGACCUUGUGCUAAUUCUUUACGUGAAACAAUAGCCGAAUGGAUUUGUGAAAUAUCGGAAAAUACGGAAAUUUCUAUACAUUUUCAACAAUUAGAAGAAAAACGUCUUGAAAGCGUAACCAAGGUAAAUUCUCAGUCAGAUGAAGAAUAUCAUUUAGCAAUACGACAAUAUAUUGCAAAUGAAACAAAGUAUUAUAAUCUUAAAGUUAAUAGUUUGAAAGCGGAAAGUAGCAUUAUUUCUGCCGAAGUUUAUGAUAUAUUACAGUAUUGGUAA